Molecule: messenger RNA, 1479 nt
Organism: Sinocyclocheilus rhinocerous
Lineage: Eukaryota; Metazoa; Chordata; Actinopteri; Cypriniformes; Cyprinidae
Product: NAD-dependent protein deacylase sirtuin-5, mitochondrial-like
Exons: 9
Coding region: 23-937 (304 amino acids)
Cellular component (GO): nucleus
Molecular function (GO): histone deacetylase activity, NAD-dependent; protein-succinyllysine desuccinylase activity; NAD+ binding
Source: RefSeq, a predicted model, not a curated record
GCAGCGUGACAUUUAACCCUCAAUGAUUGUGCGGCAGUUGACGUGUAGGAGACUGACCUCUCAGCUGUGUGCGGCAGUCAGACUGAACUGGAGCGCUCCAAAGAUGGCGAGACCAAGCUCAAAUUUAACAGAGUUUCGUGAGCAUUUUGCUAAAGCCAAGCACAUUGCUAUCAUUACGGGGGCCGGAGUGAGUGCAGAGAGUGGAGUACCAACGUUUAGAGUACAGGGGGGCUAUUGGAGGAAAUGGCAGGCACAGGAUUUGGCAACGCCUGAAGCUUUCUCUCGAGAUCCUUCUUUAGUAUGGGAAUUUUACCAUUACAGGCGCGAGGUUAUGCGCAGUAAGAUGCCAAACCCAGCACACCUGGCUAUAGCAGAGUGUGAGUCCCGUCUCAGUAAGCAGGGGCGCUCUGUUGUGAUCAUCACUCAGAACAUCGAUGAGCUGCACCAUAGUGCUGGUUCCAAACAUGUCUAUGAAAUCCACGGUAGUCUAUUUAAAACCCGCUGCAUGAGCUGUGGAGAAGUCAAAGCCAACCACAAGAGUCCAAUCUGUCCUGCUCUGGAGGGGAAAGGAGAGCCUGACCCCAGUUCCAAGGAUGCCAGAAUACCAGUGGAGCACCUGCCCAGGUGUGACAGGAGUGGCUGUAACGGAUUGCUGAGGCCUCAUGUGGUUUGGUUCGGAGAGACUCUGGAUUCAGAUAUUCUCACCGCUGUGGAGCAGGAGCUGGAAAUAUGUGAUCUCUGCUUAGUUGUGGGCACCUCCUCCGUAGUUUACCCAGCAGCCAUGUUCGCUCCUCAGGUGGCAGGUAGAGGAGUGCCUGUAGCUGAAUUCAACAUGGAGUGCACACCUGCUACUAAGCGCUUUAAAUAUCACUUUGAGGGUCCUUGUGGUGUCACACUGCCUCCUGCCCUGGAACGCCACGAGAGCGAGGCCAUUUAAGGAGAAAGAAGGCAUGACCCAUUUGUUCAUGCCCACUUCAUAGAGCACUUAAACUGAGAGCACAUGGGAUUGGUUCAUGCCUUCAUGUGAUUGGUUUUCCUAUGCUUUUGUGUGCUGUGAAGAUUUACUGCAAAACUGGGCUGAAAUUCAAUUUUAAAUAGUGUCUUUGAGUGUUUGCUUGGCCUAUGUAGCAGCAUUUUGUGCAAGUUGUGUUUUUGGCAGUGGGUCUUAGUAGAUUUUUUCCAGCGGAUGCAUGGGCAACUUAGAUAAUCUACAGUGUUUCCACAGUCAUGGAACCCUGGGAAUUUACAAAUCAUCAUUUCCAGACUCAAGGAAAAUAAUCGUAUUAAGAGUUAUGGAAACUUAAUGAGUAAGUUUUCAAUAUGAUCAGCUCUGAAAUAUCUAAUCAGCUUAAAAUAACUGGCUGGAAAAAUCAUGGAUAUUGAUUGGUCAAAUGUUGUGGGAACCCUGAAUGUAGGACUAGACUCAAGUGCAAUAUAAUGAUUUUGAACGAGCUGUAUCAAAAUGAUCACAGACAGACA